Messenger RNA from Labeo rohita (rohu), 2063 nucleotides. RefSeq names its product caldesmon 1b (gene cald1b). Bases 94 to 1791 code for a protein of 565 amino acids. Gene Ontology annotation, biological process: angiogenesis; actin filament bundle assembly. Gene Ontology annotation, cellular component: actin cytoskeleton. The record is from RefSeq and is a predicted model, not a curated record. Lineage: Eukaryota; Metazoa; Chordata; Actinopteri; Cypriniformes; Cyprinidae. The transcript is spliced from 16 exons. Gene Ontology annotation, molecular function: actin binding; myosin binding.
GCAGCACGAUCACACUUCACAACUAAAUUGGACAGCGCGCUGAAACCUGCUCCAGUCCUUUACAGCGUGUACCCCAAGAGCUCUGUGUGAAUCAUGGACGAGGACUUUGAUUUUGAGCGUCGCAGAGAGUUACGGAGACAAAAGCGAGAAGAGAUGCAGCGGGAGGCAGAGAAGAUGAACUCUCACGAUGAUGAGGAGGAGGCAGCCCGGGAACGUCGGAGACGAGCCCGUCAGGAACGUCUGCGCAAUAUGGAGAAUGAAGAGUCGAGUAAUACUACAACAGAAACGAACAGUACAGAGACGUCCUCAUUGAUCACUAGCUCUGCACCGACUGAGGAGGAUGAGCAGGCUCUCUUAGAAAGGCUUGCCAAGAGAGAAGAGCGGAGACAGAAAAGGAUGAAGGAAGCUUUGGAGAGACAGAAGGAAGAUGAUCCUACCAUCACUGAUGAAACUGUCACCACCGACACCACCACCACCACCACAGAGGACGAGCCAAGUCAUAGAAACAGCGAACAAGAGUCCUCUCAAAAUGAUGUUUCUUCAACAGAAACCAAGGAAAAGGAAAUGGAAGAGAAAAAAGAAGAGGAAAAUAUAGAGGAAAGCAAAGUUGAGGAGACAAUUACAAAAAAGGAGGAUCCGGCACCAGUCACAGAGGCAGAGGAACCUAAAGAAUCUUCUGAGAAGGACGACAAACCAGAAGAGGAAGAUAAACCACAGAGGUCCCAACUCAGAGAACAGGAAUCCACAGAGGAAAAACCCAAAGAACCAGCUGUACCAAAUGAGGUUGUAGAGGAAAAGCCGAAACCUUCCUUUGUACGGGACAAACUGAAAGUGUCAACAAAGCCGCAAGAUGUAGCUGACAGCACCGCCAAAGCCAAGAAACCAGAGAAGACACUAAGUCCCACCAGCUUGCGUUCUCCUGAAACAGAGAAGCAAGAUCCCAUCGCCAAGCUGGAAGCAGAACGCAAGCUGCAGGAGCUGAAGCGCAGGCGGAACGAGACGGACAGCGAGGUGCUGGAGAAGAUGAAGCAGAAGCAGCAAACUGCAGAGGCCGAGCUGGAGGAGCUGAAGAAGAAGAGGGAGGAAAGGAGGAAGAUUCUGGAGGAGGAGGAGAAGCAGAAGAAACAGCAGUUGGCAGAAAAGAAAGCCAAAGAGGAGGAAGAAAGGAGGAAGAUGAAGGAAGAGAUUGAGCGAAGGAGAGCAGAAGCAGCUGAGAAAAAAAAACAACAGGAGGAGUCGAAAGAAGGGAGCAAAGCACCAUUCAUUGCUCCGAAGGGCGCCUCCGCAAAGAUUGGAGAGAAAGCAGAAUUUCUGAACAAAUCUGCUCUGAAAAGUCCAGUGAAGACGUCACACACUCCAUUAGUUUGCAAGAUUGGAAACAGACUAGAGCAAUACACUUCUGCUGUUCAGACCAAAGAAGUGACCAAGUCACCAAAAUCUCCUGUGGACGUACCUGGGGCUGAAGGGAUGCGGAGCAUCAAGAGUAUGUGGGAGAAGGGGAAUGUGGUCAAUCCCACCCAGAGUCCUGCAAGCCCCCCAGCAGUCACCAAGGAAACAGCUGGUCUGAACGUCGGUGUGGCUGGUCGCAUUAACAGCUGGAAAACCAAGACUCCAGAGCCCAAAACUCCUGAAGCCAAACCAGCUCCUGAACCAGAAAAACCACCUGCCAAAACGGAGCAAAAGCCAGCUGAGGUCACUAAACCACGUGGCCCAUGGGAAACAAAGGGCUCCACACCUCCCAAGGUGUUCGCAGCCAAGAGUAAAUUCGUCACAAACGGAACAAGAAAAUGAAGACAUCCGACGGACGCAAGAGCAGCCAAAAUGGAGGAUGCAUGCAUUAAAUGUGCAUGAUCUUGCAACUUCGUGACCCACAUCUUAUAUUGGAAAUCGACAAAUUAACAGUACAAAAUAAAAAUUUUGUAGGUUACUUUUUUUUUACAGUAGUGAAAUAUCUGUUAUAAUUAAACUUUUAAAUGUAUUGCAAUGACCAUGAAUCACACAAGCCUAGAAAUACAUUUUAAAGGAGAAGCCCACUUCCAGAACAACAAUUCACAAAUAAUUUA